Acyrthosiphon pisum (pea aphid) is the source of this 3316-nucleotide messenger RNA. Its product is annotated as peroxidase. The transcript has 11 exons. Gene Ontology annotation, biological process: response to oxidative stress. Gene Ontology annotation, molecular function: heme binding; peroxidase activity. Bases 272 to 2494 code for a protein of 740 amino acids. The record is from RefSeq and is a predicted model, not a curated record. NCBI's taxonomy places the organism in Eukaryota, Metazoa, Arthropoda, Insecta, Hemiptera, Aphididae.
CCGCCGACGCCGCGACUGUCCACUCGCUGCAGUUUUGUCAAAGCCAAAGGUGAAUCUUUUUUUACGCAUGGGAAGGGAGACGCUGCCGCGUUUUGCUCAAGACGAGACGCAUUUUCAUUCAGUGCUAUCCGGGCAAUACGACCUGCUACAAUAGUUCAUACCGCGGCGGCCACAGCAGUAUAUUAUCGGUGUAUCGAUGGUUUCUUUUGCGUUCGUUAACGUGCACCAGCACCAUUGGUCGACUUGUCCAUUUUAAUUUUUGAUUACCAAAAUGAGUUCCUCAAUAUCCAUACAAUUGUUGAUUUGCAUAGUGGUAUUCUUACCGCCGUGUUAUAGAGGAGAAACCGAAUUAAACAAAGAAGACUCAUCAAACCAGUUCCUAAAUCUCAAAACCGAAGAUCUAGAAAAUGCAAUUCAAUAUGGUACCCAACAAAUUAAUAUGCUUUCUCGCCACGAGGAUUCGUUAUCAUAUGCUGAUGUUCAUGUGAAAAUUGGAAGCCCGUCUCAUGGACAACUGAUCGAUUCACAGCCUUCCAUAGACGGACAUUUGGCAUCUCGGAAUGCUGAGAUUGUUAUCAAAGCGUCACACUACAUAAUGAACAAACAUUGUUCGGGCAGCGGGAUUAGUAAAAUACAAUGUGCCAAAGACUUAGCAAAAGUAAAACUAGACCAGACUUCUUUGGGUCAGAUGUGUUUGUCAAAGUAUUUCAACGAAACAGCGUGUGACGGAAAGAACUUGAAGUAUCGUAGUGCAGACGGUUCUUGUAACAAUUUGAAACGUUCCUUUUGGGGGAAGGCAAACACGGCUUAUAAACGUUUACUGUUUCCAGUCUACAAAGAUGGCCUGAGCUCGAUUAAAGAACUGCCCAAUUCUAGAGAACUGAGCACCGGACUUGUCAACGACGAGAACUCGCCCGACAGCGUGAAAACGAUCGCGAUGGCGUACUGGACGAUUUUCAUCGGCCACGACCUAUCACACACGGCGGUUUCCAGCAUGCUGAAAACGAACAAAUCGGUGGACUGUUGUAACGAGAAUGGAAUGAAGCAAUCGCCCCGGUACACACACCCGUCGUGCGCGCCCAUCAUCAUACCGAAAGACGAUAGAUUUUUUUCACCUCUACGCCGCACGUGCAUGAACUACGUGCGUUCGGUGCCAGCGAUGCGGACCGAUUGCACGUUUGGACCCAGAGAACAGCUGAACCAGGCCACCCACUAUUUGGACGGGUCGAUGAUAUACGGUUCUUCGGCGCAACAGACGUGGUCGUUGAGGAGCAAGUCGCGAGGUCAACUGUUGACGCACACCGGCGGCGACGGCGAUAGCGAUAGCGACAGUGACGGCGACCCGCUGCGGCCGCAGUACAUGCCGCUGGCCGCCAGCGAAUCGAACGCAUGCCAGUCGGACAGGGGCGGCGCCGGCACGUGCUACACAGCAGGCGACGUCCGGGCAAACGCACAGCCCCACUUGACGGCCAUGCACACGCUAUGGAUGAGAGAACACAACCGGGUAGCCGGACUUCUGGGCGUCGUCAACCCACACUGGGACGACGAGCGCGCGUUCCAGGAGGCCAGGAAAAUCGUCACGGCGUCUAUACAGCACGUCACGUACGGCGAGUGGCUGCCGGCGCUGCUCGGCAAAAAGUACACCAAGCGGAACGGGCUGGAACUGUCACCGAAGGGGUACAGCGACGCAUACGACGAGAACGCCGACCCGACCGUCAGCAACAGCUUCGCGACCGCGAUACUGCCGUUCGUCAAUUCCAUGUUUAACGAGACUCUCAGUUUAUACUUUGAAAACCGAGUGACCAACAAAAGUCUUUCUCUAAAGGAGCACUAUAACCGACCUUCCGAUUUACAGAUGAACUACAUGGAUCACCUUAUCAGAGGACUGUCCAUGCAGAAUACACAGAAAGUCGAUAUGUUAUUCACGCAAACGAUUACAAAUUACUUAUACAGUCAUCCGGAUAAUAUGUUUGGCAUGGACAUUGUCAGCUUGGAUAUACAGCGAAGCCGCGAUCACGGUAUUCCAAGCUACACACAAUUUCGAAAAUAUUGCGGACUUAAAGAGAUAAAAAAUGUACAAGAUUUGACCCAGAUCAUGGUUAAAGGAUCAACUAAUAGAUUAUUGAGGCAAUAUAAAACUUGGGACGAUAUAGAUCUAUUGAUAGGUGCAUUGUUUGAGAAACACGAAGACGACGCUAUGGUAGGCCCAACGAUGAGGUGUAUCAUUAGAGAACAGUUUAUAAGAACUAGAACAGCAGAUAGAUAUUUUUAUGAUCUACCAAAAGUAUUCAAAAAACAUCAACUGGCAGAAAUCAGGAAAGUGACCCUUGCCAGAGUCUUUUGUGACAACAGUGAUAAUGUCACGAAGAUGCAGCAACGAGUAUUUUUUAAACCUGUAUCUGCUGUAGAUGAUUUGCUACCUUGUGAUUCCCUAUUAAUUCCAAAAAUCAACCUCAAACAUUGGUUAGAAACAGUCGAUACAAAUCGGAAAUAACUUAGAUAUGAAUGUCUAUAAAAGGUCAUAAACGUUAAUGGCUAUUAUUUGACUUGUGAUUGAAGCCUACUGACCACAGAUAACUUGUUAUUCUUUUUUAUUGUUAGUUUUAUUACUAACCAUCUAAAUCACUUGCGUCAUUGGCCUACGUAUAGUGUACACAUAGGCUUUUAUGAUAACAACUAUAAAUGAUAAACUAUACAAUUUAAACAACAAAUUCCUUUAGAGAAUUUAGGCAAAUUAGAUUUAUUUUUUUUUAAAUAAGUUACAACUAGACGUUUAAAGAUUUUAUUGUAUAGGUAUUAUUUGAUUUUUCAUAUUGUACUCAAUGAAAAAAUUAAUCUUAUGUGGAUUGUUAUCCAAAUUUCCUAUUACAUCACUGUACCUUAUUAAUAAAUUGUAAAUUAUUAAUAAUAAAAUACCGGCUUAACACUUAUUUUUAAUAAUUAGGUAUAUUAUUAUCAUAAUAUUACCUUUUUAAUUGUGAUUUUGUAAAUAAGAAUUAAAAUUAUAUAAGAUAUUAAAUAUGUACUUGUUUUAAAUUGAAAUCUUAUAGGGUAAAAUUAUAAUACAAUUUUUAUUUUAUUUUUUAAGUGAUUUUUAAUGUAGUAUCUAUAGUUAGUUAUUAUAUAUUUUAAUAAUGAUGGAUAUAUAGGAUUACAUUCUUAAGGCAUGGACUACAUGUGGUAGUGAACACACUAGUCCUAUUAUUAAAACAAAUGUGAAUUCCAACAUUAUUUGUUAUUUAACUUGUAUAUUCCUUUUUUUAAUGAGUUAUUAGGAAUAUUUGCAAAAUAAAAGAGUUUUGAGGGCCCAACAAAA